AUGCAUAUGUCUAGACUCCUGAGAAGAGUAGCUGUAUUGGCAACUAUCGGGAUAAUGGGGAAAACCAAGCUAGCAAGCGCAAGGGAGCAGCAAAAAGUAGAGGAGCCGCGUGUCUCUCGCGUUGAAGACCUGCAAAAGGUAGCCUUGGGAAUAGACCUGGGAACAACAAACUCAGUCAUAUCUUUUUUUGAUAAGAACAAGAACGCAGUCGAAACGAUCCAGAUAAAUAACAAAGUGAGCAUGCCUUCUUUCAUUAAGAUGGAGAUACGAGAUGAGCAGGAGCUGUCCGGCGACCUGAAAAGGCAGAUGGAGAGAGUGCGCGAGAAGUCUAGAAUGGGAGACCACUACUACUACAACGGGAUGUGGAUCUCAAACAAGUUCAAGGGAAUAAUCAGCCCCAUUGUUGGAUGGCCUGCAAUGGAGAAGAUGAAGGAAGAGAGCAGCUCAGUGCGCAACUACAUAUACAGGUUCAAGCCUCUUCUUGCCAGAAACUCAAACGGAAAAGAAGACAGGAACGCAAUCAACGCAACCAGAAAGAACGUGAAGUAUGGAAUUACAAGCAAGAGAGACGAGUCUCUGAAAAGCGACGUGCUGGCCAUUACCAUAACAGACAACGACAACCAGGAAAUAGCCUGGGUGACCCCUAAAAGUCUGAGCACCAUGGUCCUGGAAGAGCUGAGACAGAAGUUUGAGGAGUACUGGCACAAAACCCACUCCGACGGCAGCAAAAGCGCAAAGGACAUGAGCAAGAGCAGAAAGUGCGUAGUGACUGUCCCCGCAUACUUCAACAACGACCAGAAGGAAGAAACAAGAGACGCAGCCAUGCACUCUCUGCUGGACGUGUACAAGGAUGGAAUCAUCAACGAGCCCACCAGUGCAGCCAUUGCAUACGCAUACACCUGCGCAAGAGCGAAGAAGCUCUCUGACCUGAGCGAGAAGAACUUCCUUGUCUUUGACUUUGGAGGCGGUACUCUGGACAUGUCCUACCUGAGCCUUGGAGAAGAAGGUGUUCUUAUCGUAGAGAGCCACGUGGGAGACAACUUCCUUGGAGGAGAAAACGUGAACGAUCUGAUAUACGAAGAGUUCCAGAGACAGCUGAAGGCAAAGUACAGCGUUGAUCCUGCGAGCUUCCCCAUCAACGCAUCGCUCAGGCUAAGAGCGCUCGUAGAGGAGAUGAAGAUCGAGCUGUGUAACAAACAGAACAUCGUGGAUGACGCCAUUAGAAAAGAGGCUCUCCGAAACAACACCACGCCAGACUACUCGGGAACAAACGAGAAAGUGGUGAAAGAGCUGGUUAUCCAGAAGGGCGCAAGCGGAAACUUCCUGAACUACGAGCUGGAGCUAUCCGCAAACACCAUGCAGACUCUCUGCACCGGCGUAUUUGCCAAGAUAUCCUCCCUGCUUGACCACAAAGUCUCUGCAAACUCAAACGACUCUCCAGGACUGAUGCAGAAGCUGAAGUCAAUCAACGGAAAAGACGACAUCAAACACAUCCUGUACGUUGGAGGAUCGAGCAGACUCUUUGGCGUAAGAAGGCUUUUGAUGACAGAGUUCCCCAAGGCAGACCACUGCUUCGACCUCGACCCAGACACAUGUGUCUCCGUGGGAGCUGCGUACUAUGCUGCAUCGCUUGAGGGAAUCAUCAGCGACGAAAACUACGUGGUGCUAGUCGAUGCCAUCCCAAUGAACAUGGGAAUCAAGCUCGACCAGGACAUGUUUGACGUGAUGGCAGAGGCAGGUAAGCAGGUGCCAAACACCUUUGAGAAAUACUUCACCACAACAGUGGAUGCACAGAAAACCGUGCAGAUUGUGGUGGGACAGACGCCCACGCAGACAAAGCAGUUCAGCAAAACCAAGAUGGUCGGCACCUUCAACCUGGACAUGCCAAACAACGAUCUGCCCAGAGGAAAGAAGAGAAUCAAGGUUGUCUUUGACUUUGGAAACGUGGGAGACAUUGAAGUGACUGCAUACGAAGUUGCAGAGAACGGAGAUGUUCUUUCCAACGCGAGCAAGAUUGCCAUCACAAAGAACAAGACAAAGAUGACAGAAGAGGAGAAGAACGAGAUGAAAGCCAGAUACCAGGAGACAAAGGAGAAGGAAGCCAAGUGGCUUGAGAAGUGCGAGAAGAUGAAGGAGCUUGACGAGGCCAUCAAUAGAAUAGGCGAGGAGGCAUCCAGACUGCCAGACACCCACCCCAAGAAGAAGGGGCUUUUGUCUCUGCACAAGGAGAACAGCUUCUGGUACGAGAGAGAGAUCAAGAACGAGAAGCUCCUUGGCGACGAGGAGAUGAUCCAGAAAGUGCAGGACAGACUGCUGGAUCUCUCUGCAGCAUACUCUGCUCUGUCCGACACCGAGGCCGAGAAGACAGAAGAAGCCAAGCCAGAGGCAGAAGAGUUUAUCCCAAGAGAAGACCUUUAG
Nematocida minor is the source of this 2418-nucleotide messenger RNA. Its product is annotated as heat shock 70kDa protein 1/2/6/8. Gene Ontology annotation, molecular function: misfolded protein binding; heat shock protein binding; ATP hydrolysis activity. The transcript has a single exon. Gene Ontology annotation, biological process: protein refolding; cellular response to unfolded protein. The coding region runs from base 1 to 2418 and encodes 805 amino acids. The record is from RefSeq and is a predicted model, not a curated record. Gene Ontology annotation, cellular component: cytoplasm. Lineage: Eukaryota; Fungi; Microsporidia.